AUGAAGAAGCUGUUGUGGGUUGUGUGUCUGUAUGUUUUGUGUAUGUGUGAGUGCUGGAGCAGUGGGGUGAAUGGAAAGGAGGACUUCAUGCUGCUUGCUGGCCCUCUGACCAAACAGCUAGUGAGAAGCUCAGGCAGUGGGAUGAAUGAUGUCUUUGACUGCAGUCAUCCCAUACCUCCAGGCUCUAGACAGUACUUUGAGUACCUCCGGAGCAGAGGGGUGACUCACUUCAAAGUGCCGCUGUCAUGGGCUCAAAUCCUACCUGCAGGCCUCCCCAGCCAGCCCCAACAGGCUGUGGUUACCUGUUACCAGACGCUGCUGAGACAGCUGCGGCAGGUGGGCCUUCAGCCUCUGGUGGUUCUUCAUGGAUCCACUGUACCAGACGCUCUGAGAUCAAAGUACGGAGGCUGGGAGAGCCAGGAGCUGGUAGACACGUUUCAACAGUAUGCAGAGUUUGCCUUUCGGGAGUUUGGAGCACUGGCACACUCAUGGGUGACACUGAGUGACUUGGAUGAUGGUUGGCGUGAUUGGCAGCCUUCAGUUGCUCCCAAACCUCUGCAAAAUAUCCUCCAGCUCAACAGGAACAUUUACCAGUUUUACCAUCAACGGUUUCCUGAAAAAGGGAGACAUCUAUCAGUUGGGUUGAGAGCUGGAGAUGGGGCUAUUAUUUCUCAGAUUAGAGAUUCAACAACAAUGGAUUUCUUGUCAGUGCACAUUGAAUACAGCUGUGCCUCCACAUCAAACUUUGCAAAGGAGUUAAGGAGCUUACAGAUGUCCAGUGGAAACUUGCCUAUCUUGAUAUACAAGAUGACCGUUCAUGAUUGUUCCUACAGUCAGUUCCAGCUACUUGGCAAUUUCCUGCAAGUCCUUAACAACAAUGACCUAAAUAUUGUGGGAUGUGACAUGAUGGACAUGUUGGGUAAGCUGGACAUGCAGGAUACUCCAGCCAGCAUUCCAGACUACACAGGGAUGACAGGGUUCCGAAACAGUUAUCAGAGUGUGUGGGAUAAGUUUGAGGUCCAGACUACAACAGAGCGAAAUCAUUUCCUCAAAAAAUCCUUCCCUGCUGACUUCCAAUGGGCCACCUCCACUGAGUCCUUCAAGGUUGAAGGGGGAUGGUCAGAAGCUGGGAAGGGUGAGACCAUUUGGGACCGUUUUGGUAACAAAGGCCUGGCCUUUGCGAAUCAGACAGCUGAUUUAGCUUGUGACAGUUUCCACAAGGUGGAUUACGAUGUCUACCUCCUGCGAGGUCUUCAUAUCAACACCUACCAGUUUUCCAUCUCCUGGGCACGUAUUUUCCCCUCAGGUCACCGAGGCAGCCAGGCAGAGAAAGGGGCUCUCUAUUAUGACAAGCUGGUCAAUACUCUCAUUGAUUCUGGAAUACAACCUGUUGUCACUCUGUACCACUGGGAUCUGCCGCAGGCACUCCAGGAAUAUGGUGGAUGGACCAACACUUCAAUUGUUGAAGCCUUCAAGGACUACGCAGACUUCUGCUUCUCCAGGUUUGGAGACAGGGUCAAGACCUGGAACACAUUCAGUAGCCCCUGGGUGGUGAGCCAUGCUGGGUAUGGCACUGGUGAGCAUCCCCCUGGAGUAAAGGACUAUGUGGUUGGCUCCUAUCAGGCCACUCACAAUAUGCUCAAGUCUCAUGCUGAGGCCUGGCAUGUCUACAAUGACAAGUACCGGAUGAAACAAGGAGGGAAAGUGGGCAUUGCAUUGAACUCUGACUGGGCUGAGCCCAUGGACCCCUCCAGACCUGAAGACAUAGCAGCUGCAGAUCGCUACCUGCAGUUCAUGCUGGGCUGGUUUGCACAUCCCAUAUUCGUAAAUGGAGAUUAUCCUGCAACACUAAAGAAUCAGAUUGAAGUCAAAAGAAGAGAGUGUCCCCAUUCUGAGCCUGCAAGACUUCCAGUUUUCACUCCUGAAGAGAGAAAGAGGAUUCGUGGAACAGCUGACUUUUUAGGGUUAAACCACUAUACCUCCCGGUUGGUCACCAACAGUGAUGGUGGCUGCACCCCUGGUCCUCAGGGGGUUGGUGACUUCCAGGCACAUGUGGACCCAUCAUGGUCCCCUACAGCUUCUGACUGGAUAUAUUCAACACCAUGGGGUCUCCGAAGGCUUCUAAACUACAUUUCCAUGGAAUACUUGAAUGUUACCAAAGUGCCUAUCCACAUAAGUGGGAAUGGGAUGCCUACUGAGUACAGUGGGGACACUCUCAAUGACACCAGUAGAAUAGAAUACAUGAGGGGUUACAUCAAUGAGGCUCUGAAAGCUAUACAUUUGGAUGGAGUUGUUGUGAAGCGGUUUACUGUCCAGUCACUCAUGGAUGGUUUUGAGGGUCCACAAGGCUACAGUGAGCGGUUUGGACUCCACCAUGUCAACUUUGACAUGCCUGACAGACCCAGGACUCCAAAGCAGUCUGCCUACUUUUACUCCCAAAUUAUUGAGAAAAAUGGGUUUGCUUCCAAAAACCAGUACUUUUAUGCACCAGAACUGAAAAACACGAAGUCAAAUAAAGUAUCCUCAAUGCCGCCUUCCACCGUUCCAUCACAAGCCAAGGUUGUCUGGAGAAAAUUCUCAAACCAAACCAACUUUCAGAGAAAACUCUACCAUUAUGGUACCUUCCCACAAGGCUUCAGUUGGGGAGUAUCAUCAUCAGCUUACCAGAUUGAAGGUGGCUGGAAUGCAGAUGGGAAGGGACCCAGCAUCUGGGAUACAUUCACCCAGAAACCUGGCGGUAUUCCUGGUAAUCCCAGUGGAGAUGUGGCCUGUGACAGCUACCACAGACUUGAUGAAGAUCUCUACAUGCUGCGAGCUCUGAGAGUGAAGUCAUACAGAUUCUCUCUGUCCUGGUCCAGGAUCUUUCCUGAUGGUCAGCGUACCUCACUGAGCCAGAAAGGUGUUGACUACUACAAUAGACUCAUUGAUGGUGUCUUAGCAUAUAACAUUACCCCAAUGGUGACACUCUAUCAUUGGGACCUCCCUCAAGCUUUGCAGAACCUCGGUGGAUGGGACAAUGCAGACAUGAUUAACAUUUUUAAUGACUUCUGUGACUUCUGCUUUGCCACUUUUGGAGACAGAGUGAAAUUUUGGAUGACCUUCAACCAGCCUCACACAAUUGCAUGGUCAGGAUAUGGAAUUGGACAGAUUCCACCAAAUAUUAAAAAUCCAGGAAUUGCACCAUACAGAGUUGCACACAACCUGAUAAAAGCUCACGCCAAGGCCUACCACACAUAUGAUGAUAAGUAUCGCAAAACCCAAGGUGGUUUAGUAUCCAUUGCCCUCAAUGCUGAUUGGAUUGAACCUAAAGAUGUUAACAUUCCCAGAGAAGUGUUGGCUGCUGACCGUGCUCUGCAGUUCCAACUGGGCUGGUUUGCGCACCCUAUUUUCAAGAAUGGUGACUAUCCUGAUGCAAUGAGGUGGCAAGUUGGAAACAAAAGUGAACUCCAAGGUCUGACAGAGUCAAGACUACCUUCCUUCACAGAAGAAGAAAAGAGAUUCAUCAGGGGAACUGCUGACAUGUUCUGUAUAAAUCACUACACUACAAGAAUUGCACGCCAUGCUACCUUGAGGCUUACCCCUCAAUCUUAUGCAUAUGACCGAGAUUUGUCAGAAGCAGAGGAAGGUGAUUCACCAGCUACAGCCAUUAAUAACCAGAGAGCUGUAGCAUGGGGCUUGAGAAGACUCCUCAACUGGAUCAAAGAGGAGUAUGGGGAUCCAGAGAUUUAUAUUACUGAGAAUGGAGUAGCUACAGAAUCAAAGACAACUUGGGAUGACUCUGCCAGAGUAUUUUUUUAUAAGACCUAUGUUGAUGAGGCUCUCAAAGCCUAUGACCUUGAUGGUGUGAAGGUGAAAGGAUACAUAGCAACAUCUCUUAUGGAUUCUUUUGAGUGGCUUAAUGGGUACAAAGUUGGAUUUGGUUUACACCACGUGGACUUCACCAACCCUAACCGGCCAAGGACACCCAAGUACUCAGCUCAUUUCUACUACCAAGUUAUAAAGGACAAUGGUUUCCCUACACCAGAUGAUGAGAAGAUGCUUUAUGGACAUUUCUCCAAAGAUUUCAUUUGGAGUACUGCAACAGCAUCGUACCAGAUUGAAGGGGGAUGGAGAGCAGAUGGAAAAGGGCUCAGUAUCUGGGACAAGUUUGCUCACACUCCUCUCCGAGUGUUCAAUGAUGACAAUGGGGACAUAGCUUGCGAUAGUUACAAUAAAGUAGAAGAGGAUGUUGCUAUAUUGAAGCAACUUAAGGUGACCCAUUAUCGUUUCUCCAUAUCCUGGCCGAGGGUUCUUCCUGAUGGCACCACUAAGUUUAUCAAUGAGGCUGGACUCAACUACUACCAAAGACUGGUGGAUGCACUGGUUGCUGCAAACAUCCAGCCUCAUGUCACUCUCUACCACUGGGACCUUCCAGAAGCUCUGCAGGAUAUUGGGGGCUGGGAGAAUGGGACGAUUAUUGUCAAAUUCAGGGAUUAUGCUGACCUCAUCUUUAGCCGUCUUGGCCACAAAGUGAAAUUUUGGAUCACCAUUAAUGAACCGUACAAUAUAGCCAAUGUAGGCCAUGGUUACGGAGCAGCUGCCCCAGGGAUCAGUUUCCGACCAGGCACUCUGCCCUAUAUUGUUGGUCACAACCUGCUUAAAGCUCAUGCUGAGACGUGGCACCUCUACAAUGACAAAUACAGGGCCAAACAGAAUGGAAUCAUCUCCAUCACUAUCAACUCUGACUGGUCAGAACCCAGAAAUCCCUACAAGCAGGAAGAUAUUGACGCUGCAAGACGUGUGGUGCAGUUCUAUAUUGGAUGGUUUGCCCAUCCCAUAUUUAAUGGAGACUACAGCAACAUGAUGAAGAAAAUCAUUCGAGAGCGAAGUUUAGCUGCUGGUCUGCCAAAAUCUCGGCUGCCUGAGUUUUCUCCUGAGGAGAUUAAGAGGAUUAAGGGUACCUAUGAUUAUUUUGGGUUCAACCAUUACACCACUGUCCUAGCAUUCCCCGUGGAUUAUGGAAACCUUCAGCACUAUGAUGCUGACAGGGGUGCAGGGACAAUUGCUGAUCGUACUUGGCUGGAUUCAGGUUCAUCUUGGCUGAAGAUCUCACCAUUUGGAUUCCUGAGGAUUUUAAAAUUUAUUAAGGAGGAGUAUGGAAAUCCACCUAUUAUCAUCACUGAGAAUGGCAUCUCAGAGCGGGGACCUAUUGACCUAAAUGAUAUUCAUAGGAGCUACUACCAUGAAAAAUACAUCAACCAGAUGCUGAAAGCUUACUUGCUAAAUGAUGUAGAUAUCCGGGGUUACACAGCUUGGUCACUGAUGGACAACCUAGAAUGGGCCACUGGCUUCUCAGAGAGGUUUGGUCUUUUCUACAUCAAUAGAUCAGACCCAAAACUUCCUCGAGUGGCCAAGACCUCCGUUGCCCUCUACUCUACCAUCAUCAACUGCAACGGAUUCCCCGACCCCACCUCAGGGCCCCAUGAGUGUUUAAACCCUGUGCCUGAAGGAACGAGUGCGCCGAUCACUGAUGACACAGUGAGAUUCCUGGGUAUGAAGCUCUCUACCAGUGAUGCUGAGACAGGACUUAACACCACAUUUGCUCUACUGAUUAUUGCAGUGUUUGGAGCUAUUUGUUCAUCCUUUUUCCUCUUUAUGACAAGAAAACAAUCCAAGAAAAAACAGCAUGCAGAAACCCUAAACAUGGAAAGGAAAUUUUAA
This is a messenger RNA of Xiphias gladius (swordfish), 5700 nucleotides long. Its product is annotated as lactase-phlorizin hydrolase. Gene Ontology annotation, biological process: carbohydrate metabolic process. The record is from RefSeq and is a predicted model, not a curated record. Gene Ontology annotation, molecular function: hydrolase activity, hydrolyzing O-glycosyl compounds. The transcript has 17 exons. The coding region runs from base 1 to 5700 and encodes 1899 amino acids. Lineage: Eukaryota; Metazoa; Chordata; Actinopteri; Istiophoriformes; Xiphiidae.